AUGCAGCGCUCGCUCGCGGCAGCAGCCGCCCUGCUGGCCCUCAGCGCCCCGGCGGCGGCGCUGGCUCGCCACGAGCUGGCUCCGACGGCGGGGCACGCGCUGACUCCCUCGUCGGACGCCGAGCUGGCCACCGCGGCAGACCUCGACCUGGGCCCGGCGGCGGACAGCAGCGCGGCAGAGCUCGAGCUCGGCGAGGAGCCGCCGGCAUGGGAGCGGGUCACCUCGCAGCACUCCCACGCGGUGCUCAAGGAGCUCGUGGCCGCCGAGGGGAAGGCGGAUAUCAAGAAGGCCGAGAUGCUCGACAACCAGCUCGACCCCGAGUCCGGGGCGGCCUCCGCGGCCGCGGCGCCAGCGCAGCAGCCACAGGUGGAGCCCCGCCAGCAGGCGCCGCCUGGGCAGACAGGCCUGUGCGCCGGCCCGGCGAUCUACGACGGGCCCACCAUGGGCUGGGAGGACUGCCGCACGAGGUGCAUCGGCCACUGCAGGUUCUGGAGCUUCUGGCACGACUCCGUGCAGCACCGGUGCAAGCUCACCACGGACUGCUUCCGACGCGAGCGCGAUGGCCACCGCAGCGUCAGCGCGUACAGGAUUCCGCUGGACGCGGCGGGCGAGGAGGAGAGCAAGGAGCAGGCCGCCUGGGACCGCGGGGAGACGCCCGUCGACCCCGAGCCGCCCGAGGCGGAGGCCGCCGCACCCCGCGCCGCGCCCGAGGCCGAGGAGGCGACCUGCUCGCCGCGGGGCUCGGCGCGCAGGUUCGCCAUCUCGCCGGAGAGCGGCUGGCACAACCUCGGGAAGGCGCGCUCCUACGUCAGCUGCGCGAACACCUCGCUGCACAUGGGCUUCCGGAACCUCGUCUGGAACGUCGGCUCGACUGCACAGGGCCGCUGCUACGGCUUCUCCAGCGACGUGCCCGACGUCCUCGAGCGCAGCUGCGAGGAGGCGUACUGCUGGCUGUUCGGCGCGGCGGUGUCGGCGUGCAAGGACCAGAGCCCCACGGAUGGUGGCACUGCCGGGGCCGAGGUCGAGAAGAUCCUCGAGGAGAGGCCCCAGGUGGCGGCGAAGAGCACGAAGGCGGAGACUGCCACCCCGGGGCGCAGCGGGGCGUCCGAGGAGGCGCCGCCGCGCGAGGAGCAGGGGCAGGCGGGCGCGAAGCCGCAGGGGGCGCUGCAGAAGAUCCGGAACUUCUUCCACGGCCUCAGGUGA
Prorocentrum cordatum is the source of this 1203-nucleotide messenger RNA. Lineage: Eukaryota; Dinophyceae; Prorocentrales; Prorocentraceae. The record is from the annotation of a GenBank genome assembly.